UUCUCGUUGUAUAUCCAUAAACAGUAAAGAGCGGUUAUCCAGUAAGCUUAAACGGAAAGAUACGAUGACACCCAAUAGAAUAAUGGACUUUUUGAAUGGCUUCAGUCACGUGGUUGCUCAAGAAGGAACUGCAUUUAUGGAAGUGCUGUAUUUUUCUCCAAAAAGGUCAACUGAUGAGUUAUCGAAGAAGUACUACCUGUAUAUCCUGCCAAUUCUGCUCGUCAUUUUUAUAACCUGGCAAAUAAUUUUGCUUCGAUCACUAAAGUCUGACGACUUUAUGAAGAAGAGUGGUAUUAUGGCGAUAUAUACAAGCCUCGAUCUUGUUUGCUUUGUAAUACAAGACAUAACUUUAAUAUCAGCUUUAUCUCUAAAAGAGAAUUACGUUCAGUAUGAAUGCUGCUAUGUGUUUGAGAUCGGGGCUACUUUAAUGCCAGGAUUUAUAUUUUCAUUUUCCCAAUGGUUAAAAGUUUUACAAUCAUGUCAGAAAUACAUAAUUUUGGAAAAGCCGUUCACUUACAAAAGCUAUUUUACUAACAUCAAAGUUGCAACUUAUGUAACUAUAAUGUUUUUCUUAUCUUUUGUUUUUGCUGUCUUUCGUUUUCUUUUCUUAGAUUUUGAAAAGGUUUUUCAUCUUGAUAAACAAAGUGGAGAAGUGAUCGCUGUUUGCAGGGAUGCUUCCUCUUUUUCAAGCAAAAAUAAGAGAAAUGAAUUCGGAUAUAAAGUUCUUCAUAUUUCAGAAAUUGUGUUUUCUGGUUUCCUACCUGUUUUAUUUUUUGUUGUUUUAAGCAUCUUGACGAUUCGAAAAUUAAGACAACAGAUGAAAUUUAGGAAGAAUAAUAAAAUAACUAAAUCUAAUAUCGUUUCUUCUUUGGAAAGAAUAUCAAUUAUAACAACAGCAGUUACAGCAUUCUAUGUGAUCUCGUCUGCACCGACUAUAAUAUUUCCUUUGAUUCAAACUAUUUCUGAAGAAUCAACGUUUUUAAACUUUACUCAAUAUUUAACAAUAAUUACUAAUGUUUUAAUGCUUUCCAACACUCCAGUUACAUUAUUUAUGUUCAGCUGGCUGUAUAUGCCGUUUAGAAAUACUGUUAAGAAAGUGGUUCAUGUCUUGUGCACCUUUUUAAGUCGGAUUCAUUGCACAAGUAAAUAAAAAUAGAUUCGGGUGUAUAAUGAGAGUUUAGUUUUUUUACAAUCUCCAGCAUAUUUAUAGCCAUCGUUAUUGUAUACUAUUUUGAAAUAAAGAGAAACUUGACUGUGAUUUUGGUGUAACUCGUUCGAAUUGGGAAAAGAGGAAUCAUGCAGGAAAACUGUAAUCUUGCAUUUUAUUUUCAAUUACAUCAUUGUAUUGUUGA
Mytilus trossulus (common blue mussel) is the source of this 1352-nucleotide messenger RNA. RefSeq lists its product as uncharacterized. Gene Ontology annotation, molecular function: G protein-coupled receptor activity. Gene Ontology annotation, biological process: G protein-coupled receptor signaling pathway. The coding region runs from base 65 to 1150 and encodes 361 amino acids. The transcript has 2 exons. NCBI's taxonomy places the organism in Eukaryota, Metazoa, Mollusca, Bivalvia, Mytilida, Mytilidae. The record is from RefSeq and is a predicted model, not a curated record. Gene Ontology annotation, cellular component: membrane.